Molecule: messenger RNA, 1542 nt
Organism: Suillus fuscotomentosus
Lineage: Eukaryota; Fungi; Basidiomycota; Agaricomycetes; Boletales; Suillaceae
Exons: 5
Coding region: 1-1542 (513 amino acids)
Source: RefSeq, a predicted model, not a curated record
AUGCCUGCCCUCGUAGCUCCAGCAGACAAUAGCCCUUACUUCACUCCUGUUAUGCCUAGCCCAGGUAGGCACCAUCAAAUAAAGGGCUUCGCCAAUGUACAAACAUCCAAGUCGCCUGCACUGAAACUCAUCCCCAAUAAACCAACGGCAUCAAAAUUACCACCGCCAAGCAAGAUUUCCAAAAAGCCAUCAGUCAAAACCUCUCUCCCUGUGGAAGAGGAGGCGCAAGGGGAGAAACCAGUCGAAGUUGCCCUUGAUGCUGUAGCAGAUACAGUCAUGAUGCAAUGUCCGUUCCAAGGACAAGUUUUCACCUCCAGGGUCGAGGACGUCUUGAGGUAUCUAACUGAGCCGACUGCGGAUAAAAGUCGUCAGGCAAGUCCUCGAGAAUUCCGUGGUGUGGGAGUAGAAGACUUUAAAUCGAUUGAACGUGUUGUAGGGGAGUCGGGCCGAUUAGUGAUGAAACCCAGGCUUACUUACGACUAUAACGAACUCACACUCAGCAUCGACAUGCCCACCGCUAUCCACGAAGAGCCGUUCGAUUGUCUUAAGGAACACCUGACUUUGGCCAUCGCCAAUAUGCCAUACAAUCGCAGGGCAAUCCGCCCUAGAAUACAUAUGAAUUACUCUCUUGAAGUCCCCAACAAAACCGUCACGCCGGAUAUGACUAUCACUCUCACGCGCGUGGAGGGACCAACAGAGAAUGUGGCUAUAUCUGGGCUUGGGGAGUGCGCGUUUUCGGAGGAUGGGGCACACGUCUUUGACAAGAUGGAGACGGAAAUAGAGGCUCAUCCAGAGGUCGACUUCGCAGUCAUCGUCUUGAUACACGAGUCUGCAUCGUUCGCGUCCCCUCUUCCCGAUUCUACUGCUUCCAAGAUCCUGCCCACUAAAGAUGCUGCCGCCGAUUUCCAACCUCUCCCCAUGAAAACCUUCAUUCGCCAAAGAUCCACCCCACGCCAGUUUAAUCAGCCACUCACAGUGGCUGAUCAUAACUGGUGUCAGGUGGGCUCCGUGCAAUACUUCGUUUGGGUUAAAGGAGCCAACGGCGCCCCCAUCAACAUUCGCGACAAUAACCCCCUGCUCAUGGCGCGUGGCACGUUGGCACCCACACCAAACAUGGGUGCCGUCACCACCAUGCUGGAGGCGGGGCUGCGCCGGAUGAGGGACUCGAUGGUCAGCCUGACGCUGGAGAUCGAUAACGGCGCGGAUUGCUCCGCGCUGCAAGCUGCUAACCCAACGCUACCCAUCGAGUGGGACCUCGGCGUGUCGGGAAUCUUAAGCGCGAUGGACACCACCGCCUACCAGCGUUAUUUGGCGUGGAGCGUGGGCGUCAAACGCUCCAACGACUCCCUGUAUACUCCAUCGGACGGGGAUGACACUCAACAACCACCGGCGACUCGUCCUCGCACACGCUCCGUUGCAUGCUCCGUUGCACGCCCCGUUGCGAGUACCUCCCAGCCUUCUCCUCGCAAGGCGAAGUCCAGAGGCAGAAGCAUCGCUAAGCCGCGUAGAAAGGCAGGUGCCGCUUCUGGAAGCACUCGUUAA